CUCAUCCAUCCACCAGAGAAUUAGGAAUAUUCAGCGUUAAUGGCGUUCUCCGCUUCUCCCUUGCUCCUCGCAAUCCUCCUCGGCGUCCUCUCGAUCUCUGCCUCCGCCAGACCCUGCAAGACUUUCCUCGUUUCGUCCUAUUCUUUCACCUUCCCAAACCCUAACGAACAGUCUACCUCCGCCGGAUUCGUCACCGUCUUCGCCGAAAUCCGCCAGUUCAACCCCCGACCAUCCGAUCUCAUCAUCUUCCCCUCUCGCCUCGAGGAACCCCAAAUCCAACGUCCCCCCAAGCUUUCUUACGAUUUCAACUCUCUCCGCGAUCGCACCAAGGACAUUCUCAGUGUCGUCGUCGCUCUGCUUUUCGGUGUUGGCUGCGGCGCCCUCACUGCCGCCACCAUGUACUUGGUCUGGAGCCUCUUCUCUGCUCGCUCCGAUUACAGCAAUUCCUUCGAUGAUGAGAGUGAUAGCGAUGACCAAUUCAGCCCUAAGAAGAUUGGAUACGUCAAGAUUCCUGCUGAUGCUGCCCCUGCUCCUGCCGAGAAAGAAGCAGCUUGAUAAGUUAUCUAAGUAAUUGAUCAAUUCUUGUCCAAUUUGGGAUAUACAUAUUUGUGUGAACUCUGUGGCUGUGUUCUGUUAAUUGUUUUCGUUUUAACUCAGUGAUAAAUUUGUGGAUUGUAUGUCUAAAGUUAUGUCUUUUAACUGAGUCAUAUUGUUAUCUGAAUCUUAUGCUUUGGAUUAUUAUGUUCCUAAGUUAGUUGUUCUCUU
Messenger RNA from Rubroshorea leprosula, 765 nucleotides. NCBI's taxonomy places the organism in Eukaryota, Viridiplantae, Streptophyta, Magnoliopsida, Malvales, Dipterocarpaceae. The record is from the annotation of a GenBank genome assembly.